Messenger RNA from Paraglomus occultum, 123 nucleotides. NCBI's taxonomy places the organism in Eukaryota, Fungi, Glomeromycota, Glomeromycetes, Paraglomerales, Paraglomeraceae. The record is from the annotation of a GenBank genome assembly.
GGUGGUAUAUACUGGUAUAUUUCCCUGGACGAUUGUAUAAAGCAUUUCCAUUGUCAAGACGCCCCGGUGGUAUAAUUCGUAGGUCACGAUUCAGCGAUGAAAUCGCAAAUAAAAUAAUAUCGG